This is a messenger RNA of Sebastes umbrosus (honeycomb rockfish), 3079 nucleotides long. RefSeq names its product serine incorporator 2, like (gene serinc2l). NCBI's taxonomy places the organism in Eukaryota, Metazoa, Chordata, Actinopteri, Perciformes, Sebastidae. The record is from RefSeq and is a predicted model, not a curated record. The coding region runs from base 114 to 1505 and encodes 463 amino acids. The transcript has 10 exons. Gene Ontology annotation, cellular component: membrane.
AUUUUGAAAAGCAGUGGAGCAGCUUCCGGCUGUUUUUGUUGUGUAUACUAUUACAGGAAGGUGAAAAGCAACGGGACGCUCACUACCAUUAACAUCAGUAUUUUGAUGUCAACAUGGGGGCUUGUCUGGCUUUGUGCUCUGUAGCAAGCUGUGCCUCCUGUCUGUGUGGCUCAGCACCAUGUCUUCUGUGUGGCUGCUGUCCCUCCUCCAACAGCUCCACCAUCACACGGCUGGUGUUCUCCUUCUUCCUGCUGAUGGGUACCAUGGUAUCUGUCAUCAUGAUCCUUCCUGGCAUGGAGGCACAGCUCAGUAAAAUCCCAGGAUUUUGCCAGGGAGGAAGUGCUAUACCCGGUUUCGAGAACCAGGUUAACUGCGAUGUCAUUGUGGGCUACAAGUCUGUGUACCGCAUGUGCUUCGCCAUGACUUGCUUCUUCUUUCUGUUCUUCGCCAUCAUGAUUCGCGUCCGUAGCAGCAAGGACCCACGUGCAGCUAUUCAAAAUGGGUUCUGGUUCUUUAAAUUUCUGAUCCUGGUUGGGAUUACAGUGGGAGCUUUCUUCAUCCCUGAUGGAAAAUUUCAUACCGUGUGGUUUUACUUCGGAGUCGUGGGAUCCUUCAUCUUCAUUCUAAUCCAACUUAUUCUUCUCAUCGACUUUGCCCACUCCUGGAACAAGGUGUGGGUAGAAAAUGCUGACAAUAGUGACAACAAAUGCUGGUUUGCAGGCCUGCUGUCUUUCACCAUCCUCCACUACGCACUGGCUAUCACUGCCGUGGUGCUUUUCUACGUUUACUACACACAGCCAGACGACUGCACAGAGCACAAGGUCUUCAUCAGCCUCAACCUGAUCUUGUGCAUCAUCAUCUCCAUUGUCUCCAUCCUGCCCAAGAUACAGGAAGUCCAGCCACACUCCGGUUUGCUCCAGCCUUCACUCAUCUCCCUCUACACCAUGUAUGUCACUUGGUCUGCAAUGACCAACAAUCCAAAUCGAAAGUGUAAUCCCAGCCUGUUGAGUCUAGUGUCAAACGUCACCACCACUGAACUGCCUGGUGACAGCACCCCUGGACUGCCUGGUGAAAGCACCCCUGGACAGGUGCAGUGGUGGGACGCUCAGGGCAUUGUUGGUCUGAUCAUCUUCCUCUUCUGCACUCUAUAUGCCAGUAUCCGCUCGUCCAGUAACACCACGGUAAACAAGCUGAUGCAGACGGAGGAGGGCGGAGGGUCAGGUGGAGAGGGAGUGGUGGGAGAGGACGGCAUACGCAGGGCCGUGGACAACGAGGAGGAGAAAGUCUCUUACAGCUACUCCUUUUUCCACUUCCACCUCUGUUUGGCCUCCCUGUACAUCAUGAUGACUCUCACCAACUGGUACCAACCGGACACCACCACCCAUGCCAUGCAGAGUCACAUGCCAGCUGUGUGGGUGAAGAUGAGCUCCAGCUGGCUAGGCCUGGGGCUCUACCUCUGGACCCUCAUCGCCCCUCUCAUCUUCCCCGACAGGGAUUUCAACUGAGUACGCCUUGUCUUCUAGCUGUAUUUAGUUGUUUAGUGUCUUGCCUAGUGUACUAGGCAGUGUGAAGGAUGCUAUGAAGGAAAUGGGAAGGCUGUUAUAAAGGAAAUACAUUUCUUUUUAUUCCUUUUUUUUCAAUUAAUCUCCUCUGCUGUUAUUGUGCUUGUGUUGUUUUACCUCUCCUUGUAUGAUUAUUUAGUGUGGUAAUCACUGCAGAUAUUUGAUAGUGUAAGUGGAUUUUUCUAGUUAGCCUGAUUGAUGAGGUUUUUGGCUACAAGAAGUUAUUUUCUUUGCCAGUGACUCACAUUCGUGGGCAACCCCUUACCUUCCGCCUGUCGUAGUCUUAACAAAGACUCAAUAACAAGGCACUUUCUCGAUACCUCAGUAACAGAUUCCCUUUUAAGGGCCUGUGAGAUGUUCUUCUCUGAUUGGCCACGUCUGGAAUCCCUGAUUAGCUGGACUCUGUUAGUGCUGGGGGGGCAACGAGGGGAACCCUCCUCUGGAGCCCCAGCGUGAGUUGAGUGUGAGAGUUAGAUAAGACUAAUAUGACACGCCCUACACAUCAUAACAGGGCUUCCCUUUUUUGCUGCCGGGCUGUACACAAAUCCACUUCAUCACACCUUGAGCCAGAGUCCGAAUUAGACCACCAGUCUAAUCUCAGCUCUUCCAACGCAGGGUAUUUUAUCUCUGGUGCUACGCCUCUCCAUGUCUGACUGUGUUUGGCCGUGUACAGCCACGGGCAUCAAUCUGUAUACCUGUAUAGCGGUCUGUUUGCAGCAGGGAGACAUGUAUUGAUCCAUAGCAGUCAGCAUCAUGCAAUGUGCAGCGGUACGGUUCAGGAGGUGAUGGCGUGAAGUCCACCGUGCUCUCACAAAUGCCAUUAUUUCAGGAAUGUUACGGAGCGUGUUAUUGAGUUGAGAGGGCGAAAAAAAAAAAAGAAGGAAUUUUUAAUUGUCGCAGUGUACAAAACAAGAACAUUUCAGAAGUGAUAAAUUGCUGUUAAAUGGUAAUGACUUUCAAAGUAUGUCGAUGGUUGUGAUGGUGGUACAAUGAUAUUAUGCAUUAUAUAGUGGUUACCUCAAUAUCAAUGAAUGGAAUAAGUUAAAAUAAGACCAGUAGGUUUUGUACUUGUAAAUGUUUUUGGUACAAUCCUGAAAAUGUUUGACUGUAUUAUGUUCCUUUUCAAACAUUUCACGCUCAUGAAUCAGAUUCCCUGUUUCUCUGGCUGCAUAUGAGUAUUGUGAGUGGAAUUUUUAAAUGUCUUUUAUAUUCAUUUUCUUUCUCAAAUAUUGUCAAAUGUAUUGUACAUUUCACAAUUAUUAUUGCCCUAUACUGAGGAGAUUAUUUAGGCAGAAUUGUUAUAAUGUAAUUAUUUCAAAAACAAUAUUAAGUGCCUUUUUGUAGUCCUGCGUUUCAAAAAAGAAUUUAACACUAAUGCUGACGUGUGCUCGUUAUACCUUGCCUUACAUUGUGGUGAGUCAGUCAUUGCAUGCCCACAAGGCAUAGGCCUAUAUGACAUGAACUAAUAUUGUAAUUAACGUAUACUGUUUUUAAUAAAGAUGAAAACCUAUCACUCA